AAAUGGCGACCAAGUGACCGCCAAGAGAUGCAGGUGCACACGAAUUCAAUUCUAACGUCUACAUAAGAAAAUGGAAUGGUUUGAUGAAACUUGAUCGACACAGAAUAAGACCUGAAGAUAUUUAAAAACAAAGGUCGGUAAUACAAGAAAGCACCAAAUAUGUCUCUUCGAACAAAGAUUCGUAGCUUUACUGCCUGGGUCAACAUGAGGCUGCUACAGUAUGACCAACUUUUAAACAAUUGCCUGAUGGAUCUCCUUACUGGUACCCAUAUGAAGUUUCUGAUUGAGAGUAUGACUGGUAGCAGUAUAAAAAGACUAGAGAGUUUUGAUGGGUUGUCACAGCAACAGAAGCAAACACGUAUUGACUGGAUUGUAGAUGAGUUGAAGUCCAAUGGUGUAUUACCACAGGAUUCCUCGGUUGAUUCACGAUUGUUUGUGAUGAGAAGUGCUGAUCAGAAAGAGAAAGGAGAACCAGUGAGUUUUGAAGGCGAUCGUUAUGUAUUUGAAGUCAUGUGGAGACUAGUCAGCCAUGACAUUUGGUUUGUAUGGGAAAGAGCUGAAUACCUGCAACACGAAGAUGAAGAUAUACUCUGCCAAGUACCAUUUAAGUGGACUCCAGAACCUAUUCCAGAAAAACCAAAAGCAAAGAAAUCCAAAAAAUCACUGUUGACAGGGUUUGGUCCUGGAGCUGUUAUAGAGGAGCAAUCAGAAUCACAGGAUGAAAUAGAAAUAGUAGAAACAGAGCCCUUUUCCAGAUUCCCUAAUGCUGAUUAUGUAAAGAAAUUUAAAAAGAAAAAAGUCAAGUAUGACGACUACCCAAGUCCAGAGGAAUGUAUUAUGGAAAUGGUCAACUAUCAGUUAAAGACAACCAGAGAUGGUAGAAGCCUUUAUGCCUAUAAAGUAGAUGAUUUAGUGGACAGUCGUGUUCUUUGUGCAUUAGUUAACUCAUUUGUACCAAACACCUUCACAUCAGACCUCCUGCUGAACGAUAGGUGGACAAUCAACCUGGCUCUGAAGGCAGCAGAGAGGAUGUUGCAUGCUGAUACUCCAUUUAAUUCUGAAGACUUAGUAGAGUCUGACCCCCAGUCUGUAUGUGCUUAUUUCUGCUUUUUCUUUAUGAUGGGAUAUAAGUUCAGACAAAGUCAAGCAGUUCUUAGUAGAUAUGAUUUUAUGAAUCGUUUAAUCAGAGAAUGUAACCACCAACUGGACAAGAUGCCAGCAAUGAUUUCUAACAUGCAGGAACUACAGAGAAGGAAAGAUUUAAAACAGGAGAUAGAACAGCAUAAACUAGCUCAGGAAAAAUUGAAGAAAAGAUUUGAUAUAAAGUACUGUCAGAAAUGGAUGCAGCAUGUUGAAGAUGUUAAAAGUGAGGUUAGAAAACAGAUCCGUGAUAAGAUGAAGGACCGAUUUGAUGUCAUAGAUGUUCCACGUAAUAUCAGUGUAAAUGAUUACUGUCUGUCAUGUGUUGUAAACUUAACUUUAACCAAUGGAUCAGGAUUUUAUUUGGCAAUGCAAAGAGAGUCUCUGCCAGAAGGGAGAAAAGUUGUGUUAAGAAAUAAACGUACAAAAGAAUUUCAUGAUGAUUUCAGUGGAAAACGAGGAAAGAAUAUUUACAGAGAAAAACAGGAUGAUAAGAAAAGUGGACCAAGUGUAAGAGAAUUACUGAAGUUACCGUCGGUUGGUUUGGUUGAUGUACAUCCGAAUGAUCAUCCAGAUUAUGAGAUAUAUGUUGAAGCCUCUAGUCGAAACAAACAACUGAAAGCUGGACAACAGUUUCUGUACCAAGUUUUCCAUGGCAACACAGUAUCAUGGCAGAGAUUAUUUAUAAAAGCUGCCAGAGAUAAUGAAUAUGAGACAGUUGAAAAGAUGAUCGUAUUUUUCCAAAGUCAUCCUGCAUUUAUUAAUUCUAAAGAGCCAAAAUCUGCUAAUACAGCUCUUCACUGGGCUUGUAGAAAUGGGCAUUUUGAUGUUGUGCGAUUAUUAUUGGAAAAUGGUGCAAAUAUUGAUGCUAAAAAUAUAAUGAAAAAUACUCCAUUGAAUGCUGCUAUUGAAGGUCUUCAUAGAAAAGUCUGUCAUCUCCUUAUAGAAUGGGGUUGUGAUGUACACUGUAAAAAUACCAAACAACUUUCACCGUUUGAAACUGUCAAAAAUGAUGACUUCAAGAAGUAUUUGAUAGAAUUGUAUGAACACUAUUCCAACAUUGUACCUAAGAUAAUGUCUGGUGAUAUGGACCUUUUGGAUAGAUCAUUGUCAGACCAUUCCAGAGGAUAUAAGGAGUAUUGCUGUUUAAGAAGCAGAUGUAUAAAUGGCAGUACAUUACUUCACACCACAGCUUACCACGGCCAUAUACAAGGAAUACGAGAUAUCCUGUCAUUGAGGGUGGAUGUUAAUGUUAGGGACUACAAGGGAGCUACGGCUUUACAUAGAUCCAGGAAUGCCUCGAUACUGGAGGAGAUACUUGACUCAGGAGCUUUAGUUGAUGCUGAAGAUUCAGAAGGAAAUACACCACUACAUGUUAAAUGUUACGGUGAAACAGGGAAACCAGCAGAAAUGGCCAGUAUAGAACUUCUGCUACAUAAAAAUGCGAACAUAUGUAAAAGGAACAACAGGAGCCUGUUACCAAUACAUUGUUGUGCUAUGCAGGGUCGUAUUGAUGUUAUGAAGAUGUUAAUUCGUAACGAUCAGGAGGGAUUAAUGAUCAAAACUAUUAAUGCUGAGGAGGAACAGAAUCCACCAAGUUUGCCACAUCUAGCUGUGGCUAAUGAUUUCAUAGACUCGGCUAAGUGGCUGAUUGAAAAUGGAUUUUAUUUCAAAGAAAAGGAACAAAACAUUUUAUUACGGAGAAUAUUGACAGAGCAGUUAAACUUGAAGAGUUCAGUAGACGCUGUCCAAUUUUUGCUGGACAAUGAUGCCGAAGUUAAUCCGAGGUACCCAGGGGGUAACUGUGCACUACACUACUCUGCUGGAUUAGAUGGAUCAUCAGAGAUACUGGAGCUAUUUUUAUCAUACGGAGCUGAUGUGGACCCUAUCAAUGAAGAAGGCAGGACCCCACUUUUUUAUGCUACCCAGGCCAAUAAUCAAUUUGCUGCAUGUGUACUUCUGGAGCAAGGGGCUAAUGUCAGGCAGAAAGAUGUUCAUGGAUUGACAGCAUUUGAUUACAUUGUGGAUUAUGAUGAGUGGAUUGAAUGUGGAUAUUUUACUGAUGAUAUCAAAGCCAGAUUAAAAGCCUUCAGUCUAAAGCAUGCCAGAGACUUAGUUAGAGCUAUAUCUAAGAAAGUGAAGACCAAUCCAUUCCAUCCAUUACGUCAGAGAAUGUUAACGGAGUCGACCAUGGGGUUAACAACUCCUGGGUCAGCCAUGAACAGCCCGGUACAGACUAAACCCUUGUCUAGUGGUUCGGCAAUCUCAGCUUACAGCCAACUCAGUCAAAUAUUACCUCCGAUAAAUAGGAGACAGUCUGUUGGUAUGGGCUAUCUUCACCAUACUGGUAAUGUUGGUAUUGUAUGAUGUUAUUCCAUAUCAUACCUCAGCUCAGAGUCCUCAGUCAGAUAUUAUCUUUAAUGAAUAAGAUACAGAAUGUCAAAAUGAGACAUCUAAGAUUACUACACUAGUAUUGUAGACAUGUAUGGUGUUAAAAUUUUCUUAAAAAUGUGUUGUUGUCUUUUAAUAUGUGGUAAAGAUUCAUGCUUUAUUUUCACAUUUUCAUCAUUUUGUGAUAUUUAUUUACUGCUCUGGCCAAUAUUUUAUUAAAAUAAAGAUGUAAGAUUUUCUUGAAUGAAGUUUAAAAGGCAGAUUUUCCUGAUGUUUCAUAUUGACUAUUAAGGAAAUGUUAUACAUUUCCUGUAUAUACAAUGAUGUACUUAUGUACAUACAGGACUUACAAGUGAAGGUCAAUUGUUACUGUUUAUUUGCACAUACACACUAGGCAUUGUCAUUGCUUGCUGAUGCUGGGGCAUAUUAUUGUUUUUCUUCAAUGAAAAAAUAUUCAUAUGAAAGUAAUUUAUUAUCAUUAUUGUGAGACAUUCAAAUGAUUUUAUCUUAUAGAAAUAAUAUAUUUAAC
Molecule: messenger RNA, 4060 nt
Organism: Mytilus californianus (California mussel)
Lineage: Eukaryota; Metazoa; Mollusca; Bivalvia; Mytilida; Mytilidae
Exons: 31
Coding region: 160-3507 (1115 amino acids)
Molecular function (GO): protein binding
Source: RefSeq, a predicted model, not a curated record